Mya arenaria is the source of this 1321-nucleotide messenger RNA. RefSeq lists its product as uncharacterized. The transcript is spliced from 3 exons. Lineage: Eukaryota; Metazoa; Mollusca; Bivalvia; Myida; Myidae. Bases 45 to 410 code for a protein of 121 amino acids. The record is from RefSeq and is a predicted model, not a curated record.
AUGAAACGGGGGUUACCCAUGUUUUUACUUCUUGUUUUCAUUCAAUGAUCGACUGUCAAAAGAAUAUAUUCGUGAAGAUGAUGUUGACACAUACUCUAACUGGUUACUGCACAGUGAUUUUAACUCUUCACAAUCUGUUACCACGAUGUGAAGGCAGGAAGCGUCCUCCUUCCCAAGCCGCUGACGCGGCCGUGGAAGGUGGUUCGCUUGGUGGGUCACUGUUGGACCUCGGUGCUAACUCCGCUUCCCCUGAAGGUGUCCCUUUGUGGGGCAUAAUCUUGAUAGUCAUCGGUUGUUUGAUUGCUGUCGGAGCAAUCAUUUACCUAAUCUAUUGGAUCCGCAGUCAGAGAGAUGGUGUCGAUGAAGAGUCGAAAGAAGAUGAGGAGAACGUACCUAACAAUGCGAAGUGAGAACAAAUAUCUACCCUCACAUUGAGUAUUUUUAAGCAUCUCCUAUCAGUAAAGGCAAUAUAUAGUGUAGCAAGUGACUUUAAUGCGACAAUAACCUAUAACAUCAUUGAUCUCCAUCCCUUUCUAUAUGUAUUCGCUACAAAAGGGAAUUUCCUACAAAUACUAUGCCCUAUGCCAUUUGGAAAAUUCGAGAAUCAACCUCAAAACAAAGAUACUUUGACGUCGAACGUGUUUUUUUUUCUAUUCAUGUUGUUUUAAUAUGUGUUGAUAUAAGGAGACUGCUUUAGAAAAAUUAUAAAAUGAUUUUGUAGGUAGAUAAGUGUUGUGCAGAUUAUAAAAUUACUUACAACUUAGUUUUAGUUAUCAAUAUUGUGUUAAUAUUGUUUGUUAACUUAUAUUUACCACUAGAUGAAUUUCAUUUUCACACCUGUUCACACCUAUUGUCUGGGCCUCUAUUCACUAUCGCCUUGAGCCUGAGUUAAAGGCUCAGAAUUAGGAAAUAAAAAUCAAAAUAUUAUUGUAAAAAGGCUUAAACAAAAGGAUACAGUAUAUGGUGAAAAUGCUGUAUCAGUUACAAAUACAUUUUGUAUGCCGUUCUGCAAUUUUGCGUAGUAUUCAAUAUGCAAGAAGUAUUCAAACUCAGACUGAAGACUUCAGUGAAUUUGUGCCGUGCAGUGCCCUGCAGUCAUUUUAAAAGAUACAAGACAACUGUUUCAGCUGUCCUCUUUUGUUUUAAUAUUUGCGAACGUUAUACAAGACGUUGUACCAUAUUUGAGAGUAGUUUGUUUGUUUUCGUUAAAACAUUAACUCGAAAUGUGAACAGGUUGCCGGAUAUCAACCGUGCUAUAAGAAGCAUGCGGAUAUAUUUCAACGCUAUUUUAUUUUAUGCUAGUUAUUAAACAUUAUCCUUG